AUGAGUGCGGCGGCGCGGUGCCGCCGCCUGAUGGCGCCGGCUCAGCUGGCUAUUGGCAGGUGCCGCUGGAGUUCUGGUGCUGCGGCGGCCGAGCUGCCCAGCCUCAAGGCGGCCCUGCGGGCUGUCUACAGGCAGGUGCACCCCGACCUAUUCCACGACCAUCAGGCAGCCAAGGAGGCCAACACCAAGAGCUUCAAGAUGCUGCACGAGUACCUGGACGCCGCACGCACCGGGUCCAAGGUACCGCUGCCGUACCGCUUCCAUUUCUACGUGCGCGGCAGCACCGGCGCGGCUGCGGCUGCGGCUGGGCAAUACCAGCUGGCGGCCCCAGCUGCCGCCGUCGCAGCAGAGGCUGCAGCGCCAGGGACCGCACCCGGCUCGGCGCCAGCAGGGCUGCGGGAGGUGGUGCUGACGCUGCCGCCGCCCACGCGGGGCGCCCCGGGGGAGGCCAUGAGCGGCUCCACACGCAAGGCCUUUGGCAGCCUGCUGGCCGCGCUGGGCCUGCCCAGCCGCUUUGGCGGCGCGGGUGGCGAGGAGGAGGAUGCGGGGCGGGAGCACAGCCGCUUUGUCAGCCUGCGCGACUUCCUGCCGCGGGCUGUGGAGGCGGUGCACCAGAACGCGGCGGCGCAGAGCAGCGCGCAGCACCAGCUGGCCGCUCUUCGCACCGCGCUGCGGCUGGGGCGCGGCGUCACGGCCGGGUUUGGAGGCCCCGCCGCGUCUGCGGGCGUGCUGGCGCAGCUGCCGCUGCUGCAGCGCUUGGUGGGCGCCCUGGACAGCCUGCCGCCCUCCCUGGACCUCUCUGGGCUCAGGCUGAUGGUGGGGCAGGCCAGCGGGGUGGAUGCGCUGGGCACGGUCUGGCUGGCGGCGGGCGACAGCCAGGCGGCGUGGGCCAGGCACCUGGGCGGCGUGGAUGCGGGGCACUGCCGGCGGCGGCAGCAGCUGCUGGCUCAGGUGAAAGCGCAGGAGGCGGCGGUGGCGGCCGCGCUGGGCCUAGCCAUGGUGUACCCGCAGCUGGCAGAGGCCCGCCUAGCGCCUGAGUACAGGCAUGCUCUGGAGCGGCUGGCAGCUGCAGCGGCAGCACGCGGCCCAGCAGGCGGCGGCCGCUUCCGGGAGCUGCCCCUCAUGCUCGCCCCUCAUGCGGUGUCGGCAGCCGGAGAGGGCGGCGCCGCGGCGGCAGGUUCCAGCAGCGGCGGCGGCAGCAGCGGAGGAGGCCAGGCUGCGAGCGGCGGCGGAGGCGGCGAGCUGGGCGGCUGUGCGGCAGACGGCGCUGCGGGGCUGCUGGUGGCGCCGCUGGGUGUGACCGGGGACCAGCUGUAUUCGGCGGUGCAGCAGCUGGGGGGGCAGGUGCUGUCGGCCGCGGCGGCGGCGCGGCGGCGGCAGCAGGAGCUGGAGGCACUACGGAAGCAGGUGGAGCGCAAGGUCAUGCUGAGGUGGGGGCGGCUGCUGCGGGACCCCGCGGUGGCGGACAGCCGGUACCGCAGCUGCAUGGACCGCAUGCUCGCCCACGCGCAGAAGCUGUCGGGCCUGCUGCACGGCCAGGCGGUGCGGGUGGCCGACAUCAACGCGCUGUCGCCCGAUAAGUCGGUCAUCGACAUCGCCUGGGACUGGCGGAUGUGA
Messenger RNA from Chlorella variabilis, 1617 nucleotides. RefSeq lists its product as hypothetical. The record is from RefSeq and is a predicted model, not a curated record. Bases 1 to 1617 code for a protein of 538 amino acids. The transcript has 6 exons. Lineage: Eukaryota; Viridiplantae; Chlorophyta; Trebouxiophyceae; Chlorellales; Chlorellaceae. Gene Ontology annotation, cellular component: mitochondrion.